AUGUCAUCCGAGAAAGCCGAGGUCCCCAAACCGGCGGAGGCCCAGGACCUUCCCAUCCGACCUGCGAAGCAGCCCAAACCGAAGGCUGCCAAAGUGAGCAAGAACGCGGGGCUCGAGCUUCCGUCGCUUCCCGAGUUUAUUCAGCAUCGGCUAGAUCUAUUCGACAAGAUCAAGGCUCGACAAGACGCCGAGAUUGCUGCGAAGCCUCGUGUGGAAAUCACCAUUUCCCUCCCGAACGGCAAAGAAGAGAAGGGCACGUCAUGGGAGACGACACCGGUGUCCAUCGCCAAGGGCAUCUCCAAGUCCCUGCUCGAGCGCACCGUCAUCUCGAGGGUCGACGGCGAGCUCUGGGAUCUCACCCGACCACUGGAGAAGAGUUGCAAGCUAGAGCUGAUCGAUUUCGAAGACAUUGAGGGAAAGAAGGUGUUCUGGCAUUCGUCAGCUCACAUUCUCGGAGAGGCUUGCGAGCGACGAUUCGGCUGCUUUCUCUGCAAUGGUCCCCCGACGGAGGAUCCGCCAGGUUUCUACUAUGACAUGGCAAACAUGAAUGGCGCUGCUGUCGAUGACGAUGACAAGAAGGCCCUCGACACCCUGUCGGCCUCCAUCAUCAAGGAGAGACAGCCUUUUGAGCGUCUGGAGAUGACCAAGGAUGAGCUCCUCGAGAUGUUCCGAUACAGCAAGUACAAAGAGUAUUUCAUUCAGCAGCGCGUCCCGGAUGGCACGAAGAGCACCGUAUACCGAUGCGGCCCUCUCAUUGAUCUCUGCCGCGGACCGCACGUGCCUCACACCGGAAACAUCAAGGCCUUUUCUGUUCUGAGAAACUCGGCUGCCUACUGGCUCGGCGACAGCAAAAACGAGUCCGUUCAGCGAAUUGCUGGCAUCUCAUUUCCCGACAAGAAGCAGCUUGAGGAAUAUAAAGUCUUCCUCGCCGAGGCGGCCAAGCGCAACCACCGCAAGAUUGGCUUGGACCAGAAGCUCUUCUUCUGGGAUGAGAUGUCUCCCGGUUCGACAUUCUGGCUGCCUCAUGGCACGCGCAUCUACAACUCCCUGAUGGAGCUGAUGAAGGCCGAAUACCACAAGCGUGGCUUCGUCGAGGUCAUGUCCCCCAACAUGUACAAGGCGGAUCUGUGGAAGGUCUCUGGUCACUGGAACCACUACGAGGAGAACAUGUUCACCUUUGAGGUGGAGAAGGAGAAGUUUGGCCUGAAGCCGAUGAACUGUCCGGGCCACUGCAAGAUCUUCGCCCACUCGGACGUCACCUACAAGGAUCUCCCCUGGCGAAUGGCCGAUUUCGGCGUCCUGCACCGCAACGAGUUCUCGGGAGCUCUCACGGGCCUUACCCGCGUGCGCCGAUUCCAGCAGGACGACGCCCACAUCUUCUGCACCAUCGGCCAGAUCCGGCAAGAAAUCGAAGCUUGCUUCGACUUCCUGUACGCCAUCUACGGCCUGUUUGGCUUCCAGUUCAAGCUCAAGCUGUCGACGCGCCCGGAGAAGUACAUUGGCGACAUCGCCCUCUGGGACAUGGCCGAGUCGAAGCUCACGGAUGCGCUGGAUGCCUUCACGAAGAAGAUUGACGCCAAGUGGGAGCUCAACGCGGGCGACGGCGCCUUUUACGGUCCCAAGAUCGACAUCACGGUGUACGACGCCCUGAAGCGCGACCACCAGUGCGGCACGAUCCAGCUCGACUUCAACCUUCCUCACCGGUUCAAGCUGCGCUACGUGGCGGCCAAGGACGACAGCGGCGCCGCCACGACGAACGACGACGCCGACCUGCCCGUGGGCUACGCCAGGCCGGUCAUGAUUCACCGCGCGGUGCUGGGCAGCUUCGAGAGGAUGAUUGGCAUCCUCACGGAGCACUUUGCCGGCAAGUGGCCCUUCUGGCUCAGCCCCCGCCAAGUUCUCGUCGUGCCCGUGAUGCCCGGCGUCAACGGCUACGCGCAAGAGGUGGCCAAGAUGUUCGAGGAGAAGGGCAUCUUUGCGGACGCGGACCUCAGCAGCAACACGUUCCAGAAGAAGAUUCGCACGGGACAGCUCGAGCAGUACAACUUCAUCUUCGUUGUUGGUGCCCAGGAGGCCGAGUCGCGCACCGUCAACAUUCGGAACCGUGACGACCAGAGCACGCAGAGCAAGGGUGAUCUGAUUCCCGUGCAGGAGGCGUUGGAUCAUCUGAUCAGGCUCAAGACGGAGAGGAGACUGGAGAACAAGUUCUAG
This is a messenger RNA of Drechmeria coniospora, 2211 nucleotides long. Its product is annotated as threonine-tRNA ligase. NCBI's taxonomy places the organism in Eukaryota, Fungi, Ascomycota, Sordariomycetes, Hypocreales, Ophiocordycipitaceae. Gene Ontology annotation, molecular function: ATP binding; threonine-tRNA ligase activity. The transcript has 8 exons. Gene Ontology annotation, cellular component: cytoplasm. The record is from RefSeq and is a predicted model, not a curated record. Gene Ontology annotation, biological process: threonyl-tRNA aminoacylation. The coding region runs from base 1 to 2211 and encodes 736 amino acids.